GCCACUCAACCUCUCCUUGAUACCUUGCCAACAAAUUUCCAUAAAAUGCCAUCAAAUUAUGAUUUCUCACACAAAGGAGUUAAUUGGAAAGAUUACGAGAAAGACUUCAUAUUGAGAACAGACGCUGUUUGGGAAAAAGAGUAACUAAAGGAUUGGUUUAGAUUAUAUACAAAGUGUGUUUAUUUUUAUACUACUGGAAAUAAAUAUUCUUUGAUGGAACCUGAUUAUAUUUAUAGAAUCUAUUCGAAGGAUGGGCACUUGAAGAUUGCUUAUUCCCAUUUAGAUGAACUACUCCUACUGGGAGAACAAAUUGUUUCCAAGUAGGAUUACCACAAAAACAAAAAGUUUAUGCGCCAUAUCCAACAUAUCAAUCACAAUAAGAUUACUUCACUUUAUACGCCCUUAGAUUUUAGAAAUGGUUUGAUUGCGAUUAAGCUGAACAUUUCAAAAUGGAUAAAACAGAAGCAGAUUACCUUAAGAGAGCUAAGGUUUAUCCUUGUUACGCAAUUUUUUAUGAAGCUGCAUAUGCUUGCACUGUAAUUCAUAUGUUUGAUUUCCUUAUGGAAUUAGAAUAUACUAGAAGAUCAAACAGAACGUUUGAAUAUAAUCACUUUCAACAUGAAAUGCGUAGACCUUCAACCAUUUAUGACUCUCUUAAAAUGCAGAAAGAGUUAAAAAGACAUAGUGAUUUAUUAUCAAAAUAAAACAAAAUAAUUAGAAAACUGUGUAAUUUUGGUUAAAAAACUCAACAGGAAAUAUGCCAAACAUAUUUUCUUUCUAUCGGGCUCGGAAAAUCAAAUUUAAUGAUCAUAAUUUACAUUGUUGGAUCUAUAAAUAAAUUCAUCAUCAUCUGCCUUAAGAUAUUUUUAUUUUGCUUUAAUAUAAUUAUAUUUUCUAAACAUUUUAUUCCAGAAUCAGUGAAUUAUGUACCUAAAUUGUUCUAAGGAAUAUUCAUACCUAUUUUACAAAUGUCAUUAUAUUCUACCAUCAGUCUAAAUUAGUGA
Messenger RNA from Paramecium tetraurelia, 1004 nucleotides. RefSeq lists its product as uncharacterized. The record is from RefSeq and is a predicted model, not a curated record. The transcript has 6 exons. Lineage: Eukaryota; Ciliophora; Oligohymenophorea; Peniculida; Parameciidae.